CAAAAUUUGUGUUCAAUUAUUUUAUGUGUAGUUAUUGUUUAUUUUAGUUUAUUUUAAAAAUAAAAUUUCAGAUCUGCAUUUAAAAAGUAAUAAUUGCAGAAUAAUAACAAGCAAUGAAUGGGUUUGAUGAUGAACAUUUAGAUCGUCACAUUGAUGCUACAUUAGAUUUGGGCGGAAAACUUUAUCGUUUGGCUAAAGGGUGUUACUUAAUAGGCAAAAACUCAGUAGAUUUUGUUACCAAGGAUGAGUCUUUGGACGGAAAACAUGCAUUAAUAAAUAUUAUAGAUUCUCGACAUCAAAUCAUAGAUCUGCAAUCUAAGAGGGGAACAUAUGUUGAUAAUGAAAAAAUUGAUCGCUGUUAUUUGAUAAAUAACAAAGUUUCUACAAUUCGGUUCGGCAAUCUUAAUGCCAAGUACACUGUGUUAAAUCAGUCUGACAGUGGAUUUAUGGACAAUAAAUCUACAACACCAGACAAAGACAAUUUUGAUAUGGUCGCAGGUAGUCCACAACAAAAUAGAUAUUUGAAAACUCGCAUCAACAAUCAACGCUUCGGUUCAACCAGUACUUCAACCCCCAACCACGAUAUUAAACUAUCAGAGUCUAAAAUUUUGAAAAAUAAAGAUAGUUCUCGUUCGAGCAAUGUAAGUAAUAGUACGGUUAAUCACAGUUUUUUUGUACCAGAGACUCAACAUUUUGAUGAGACAAGGCAACAAAGCAGAAAUAAUAUUUUUGAUUCUGAAAUCGCCGAAAAUGUGAAACAAUUUAUAAACGAUAGGUCUUUAGACGAUGAAUAUUAUAUACCAGAGACACAAGAAAUAUUUUUACUUUCAAAAAAAGAAAAAACAAAUGAAAUUCUUAAUAUUAGCACUCAAGAUUUUGGCGAGAAUGAUGUUAUCUCAAAUAAUGAUUUUUCUCAAAACUUAUGUCCUUUGCUUAGAAAUACAAGAAAAAAUUCUUCAACGUUUAGUGAAGAUGUUACAAAAGUUGUAAAUGGCCUCAAAAUAAAUAGAAACUCGAACGAUAAUGAAAACACACUUCAAGUGGAGUGGAAUGAAACCCAAUUUGAUAAUCGUAGCGGCGCCACUACUCCCGAUAUAGAUUUUGAAGGUGUAUCUGAAGAAAAACAACCGAAUAAUAACAUUUUAGUAGAUCAAAGUAAUAAAACAUCAUUGUGCAACGAAAAUUCUGACAACAGUUCGCAAAGAAUUCAUACAGAAAAACAACAGAUAAAAAAUACACAAUUAAGCAAUUCAAGCAGAAAAGAAGUUUUCAAUGAUUUUAUGGACGAUGAUGAUUUGCUGGUCCCAACCCAACCAUUCGUUCUUAAUAAUAUCAAAAAUUUAUCUUCGAAGAACUACGUUUCACCAAAAUUCGAUGAAAAAUUUGAUUUAAUGGAAGAUACAGCCGUAUUUAAACAUCCUGGUUUUAAUGAAAAAAUUUUUAAUAAUUCAUCAAUACGUAAGGUAGCAGUUAUGUCUAAGGAAAAUAAUUUAAUAAAAUUGGAUAAAAAUAAGGAUAAUGUGCUAAAUAAAGAGAACACAAACAUUAAUGAAAUUAAUACAAAAGUUCAAGUAUCGAAUAUCGACGAGGAAGACGAAGAAAUUGCCUGCACCCAAGUUUUUAUUCCACCUAACAAACAAAAUCAAUACACAGGAAUUGUGAAAAAGCAAUCAGUGAUUCCUCCUUUAAACUUGGAUAAAAACGAAGAUUUGGAAUCCACUCAAGCUUUUGUUCAUCCAAGUUUACAAAAAUCUAGUUUGCCUUCAUCAACACUUUCUUCGAAUUUGUCCGAAAACACAACAAAUAAAAAGCGAAAAGGGAACCUAAACAGCAAAAUUGAACAGCCAAUACAAAAGAAAAAAUUUCCAGCUAUUGUAAGUAUUUCUACCGAAAAUUUUAAAGCUCGUGACAAAGAUUCCCCUGUUAGGCCAGUUACAAAUGAAGACGCAGAUUUUAUGAUGGAUAUUUGUACACCGGCAAUAGAUUUGAUAAAAUUUGCACCCAAGGAAAAUGGCUAUAUAAAAGUUAUGGAGAAAAUAAAAAAGCCCAUUAAUAGAAUUUUUGGAGAAGAAACUGAAGAUGAAGACGAUGAGCCUCUAAUAUGUCUAAAAGAAAAUAAAGUUAAGGAAAAGGAGGUUAACGGACUUAGAAUGGAUAUAGGAAAAGAAGAAGAGAAUGAGGAUGAAACAGAAUCUGAUGAAACUCCAGAGUUUCUACGGCCAAUUAUAUCAGUUGAAGAAAUAAAAAAAUUAGGGAUAUCAAAUUUUGUUUCGAAAAAUAAAAAAAAAUUUAUAAUGGAAGAGACAGACACUUCGUAUUCGGCGUUUACUGAUUUUGAAGACGACCGAAAAGUGAAGACUAAUGAAAAAGAAAAAUGUUUUUUAAAAAAGAAAUCAAAGAAACUUAACAAUAACAAACAAAAACCGGAAUCUACUAAACCUAAAGAAACUUCGCAAAAAAGAGGGGAAAAAAAAUCAGUUAAAUUAAAUGUGGAAAUGACAAAUGUUAAAAAUAACAAACGUGUUAAAAAAACGGGAACAAGUUCCGAUGAAAACAUAAUGACCAGUUCAUCUUCUAAAGCUAAAAGAAAAACUUCUUCAAAGUCUGAGAGCAUUAAUGACGGGGAUAGUGAAUGGGAAAGUCGAUGUUUUACAAGUUCAGAAGCUGGUAGCACAUUGACUACUAGAAGUACAAAGAGCAAUGCAUCUUCAAGAGCAUUAAGAAAAAGGAAAACUACGUUAACGUUUACUAAAGUUAAUGAAGAUGAGUAUGUUGAAACUGUGAGAAACAUAGGUUAUGCGAUUGUUAGCAACCCUGAAGAGGCCUCAAUUAUAAUCACGAAUAAUGAUAUUAGUCGAACAUCGAAAUUUUUGAUAGGUUUAGCAAAAGGAAUACCAAUAAUUUCUGUAGAUUGGUUAAAGGCAAUACAGGAAAAGAAUUUUUCUUACGUGCAUUAUGAUAAUUAUUAUGUUAAAGAUAAGAAGACGGAAAAAAAGUACAAUUUUAUUCUCAGACAAACCCUUAAUUUAGUGUCAACCGCAAGUCAAAAACUUUUUAAUGGCUACAACUUCAUAAUAACCAAAAAUACUAAUCCUCCUAAAUCCGAAAUGGAGAAAAUUAUUCGUUGCGCAGGGGGUACAAUUAUAAAUCAAACCAAGGCUUCUAAACUAAUCUAUGCGGUAUCAGAUAAAAAAGACUCGAGUUUAUGGCCAACGUUAAGAUCAAAUUAUGAUAAUUUAAUAAUAAUAAAAACCGAGGGAGUUUUACUAUCGAUAAUGCAACAUAGAAAUCGUUUAGACGACCAUAAGUUUUAAAAUUAUGUUCCCUUACAUAAAUUAAUUAUAUUGCAUUUUUUAUAGUGUUUGUAAUUUGUACCAGUCCUUUUGUUUUGUUUUUUCAAAUCAAGUUAAUCAAAAGUUAUUUUUCGUUCAUUGUGAAAGAAUAAAUUCUUGUAUAUUCAUUUAAUUUUACCUGAAUCUUUAAUUCAAUGAAACUAAAAUAAAUAAUUUUUUAUUUUCGUUCGUAAAGUUAA
Molecule: messenger RNA, 3532 nt
Organism: Condylostylus longicornis
Lineage: Eukaryota; Metazoa; Arthropoda; Insecta; Diptera; Dolichopodidae
Product: arrestin domain-containing protein F-like
Exons: 11
Coding region: 114-3314 (1066 amino acids)
Molecular function (GO): protein binding
Source: RefSeq, a predicted model, not a curated record